Misgurnus anguillicaudatus (oriental weatherfish) is the source of this 8865-nucleotide messenger RNA. NCBI's taxonomy places the organism in Eukaryota, Metazoa, Chordata, Actinopteri, Cypriniformes, Cobitidae. The record is from RefSeq and is a predicted model, not a curated record.
AAAGCAGUUGGUCAAGGCAGAGGUUGUGCGGUGCCGACUGGAUUCAGUUUGAACCGAUUACAUCGUUUUUUACAUUGCAGCAGUGCUGCAGUGAAAGCGCGCCGUUUUGUUUUGAUUGUCGACUGGACCUCUGCACAGCGUUGCAAAGAAACGCUGGGGUUUUGGAGAUGUAAAGCGGAGAAAGUCUCUGCGAAAGGAAACGACACACUGAGACUGGCACUGGCAGUGGGCUGAGAUGAAAACAGUCACGGGAAGGACAGAUGACGCGGGAGAGCGAAGGUGGGACGGAAAGUGAAUGAUAAGCAAGGCAUUCAUUCAGCCUCUCUGCCUGCCACCACCAUGUUGAGAAACAGCUUGAAGAUGUUGCUGACAGGGGGCAAGACCAAGAGGAAGAGCCGGAACAGCAGCGAUGAUGGCAAUGAGGGCACCAUAGACAUUCAGACCUCCAGCCUGGAUCCUCUUUACUUCACUGCACAGGGUAGCAGCAGUAUAGACAGUGAUUGUGCCUUUGAGGGUGAAUAUGCUGUGCCACCCAUUUCCAUGGCUGAGGGGGUACAGCACAUUCGUCAGAUGGAGGGGGUCUCUCGAUCUCUGCCCUCAUCUCCUCUAUUUACCCACCAGAAUGCCAGCUCAAGACUCCAGCCUGUAAGGAAGGUCUUCGCCACAGGGGGGUUAGGUCCAGAAAUCGGCCCCCCUCCCUCUGUGGACGAGGCAGCGAACACGUUGAUGACUCGUCUUGGCUUCCUACUGGGAGAUAAAGUCAACGAGGGGUCUCAAGGGCCACAAUACAGUAUGGAUGAGUCUGAUGAUGCACAGGGUUUAGGAGCCAGCGGGAGGAUGAGUCCAUGUUCCACUCUGACCAGCAGUACCGCCUCCCCGCCUGCCUGCAGUCCCUGCUCCACACUCCCACCUGCAGCCCCGGGACAGCAUGUCACCAGCCCUACGUCCACCCUGGAGAGCAGAGACAGCGGCAUUAUAGCCACUCUGACUAGUUACUCAGAUGCUGUGGACAGAAGCGGAAAACACGGCGAUAGUUCUCGAGGCAGCAGCCUGAAGCACUGGCACUCACACAGAUCUACCCUAGACUCCAGCUUGUACCGUGUGGAUGAAAACAUGGCCGCCUCCACCUUUAGCCUCAACAAGAUCCCGGAAUCAAGCUCCACCCACUACUCCUCUCAUCCCACUCCCCUCUACCUCAUGCCCCGCCCUAACUCUGUGGCAGCCACCAGUUCAGCCCAUCUGGAGGACCUGGCAUACCUGGAUGAGCAAAGACACACCCCACUGCGCACCUCUCUUCGCAUGCCCCGACAAAGCAUGGCUGCGGGCCGCUCCGGGCAGGACCUGAGAGCUUCCGCUAACAGUCAUGCCUGGCAGUCUCAGUCACUGCGAUUGGCUCCAUACAGACUGCAGGACAUAGCACUAAAGCCCUUGCUUUUUGAAGUACCCAGCAUCACCAUGGACUCAGUGUUUACUGGCCGUGAUUGGCUCUUCCAAGAAAUUGAUGCCUACCUACGCACCGCCCACUCUGCCACUAAUCGCGGCGUGGUCCUGGUAGGCAACAUCGGCUACGGAAAGACGGCCAUCAUCUCGCGCCUUGUGGCUCUCAGCUGCCAUGGCAACCGUAUGCGUCAAAUCGCCUCAGACAGCCCACAGGCAUCACCCAAACAUGGCGACGGCAUCCCUCUCACACAGCCGCAGCCUUCACAUGCUACACUGGGUGGAAGUUGCCCUGGAACUCCCGAAAUGAAGAGGAGACAAGAAGAGGCCAUGAGGAGGCUUGCGUCACAGGUCGUGGCGUAUCACUACUGCCAAGCAGAUAACGCCUACACCUGCCUGGUGCCGGAGUUUGUACACAAUGUGGCAGCACUACUGUGCCGCUCGCCGCAGCUUGCCGCAUACAGAGAGCUGCUGCUGAAAGAGCCUCACAUACAGAGCAUGCUCAGUCUGAGGGCCUGUGUCCAAGAUCCACCCACAGCUUUCAGACGAGGGGUGUUGGAACCUCUGGAUGCACUUUAUAAAGAGAGGAAGAUCACUGUUGAGGAAGAUCUUAUCAUCCUUAUUGAUGGUCUAAAUGAGGCUGAAUUUCACAAACCAGACUAUGGUGACACUAUCGUCUCUUUCCUAUGUAAAACCAUCAGCAAGUUCCCACCGUGGCUCAAGCUGGUAGUGACUGUCAGAACCUCCCUGCAGGAAAUUACCAAACCGCUCUCCUUCCACCGAAUUUCUCUCGAUGCCCCGGAGGAAAAUGACGCCAUUGACCAGGAUUUGCAGGGCUACAUCCUACACCGCAUCCACAGCAGUGCAGAGAUCCAGAACAACAUCUCCCUUAAUGGCAAGAUGGACAACACCAGCUUCAUUAAGCUCAGUUCCCACCUCAAAGCACUCAGCCAAGGCUCACUUCUUUACCUAAAGCUCACCUUUGACCUGAUAGAACGGGGAUACCUGGUCCUCAAAAGCUCGAACUACAAGGUAGUACCCGUCAGCCUAGCUGAAGUUUACCUCCUGCAAUGUAACAUGCGCUUCCCGACACAGUCGUCCUUCGAAAGGGCACUGCCGCUCCUCAAUGUGGCCCUGGCCUCGCUGCACCCUCUUACUGACGAACAGAUUUAUCAAGCCAUCAAUUCCGGAUCUCUGAAGGGCACCCUGGAAUGGGAAGACUUUCAGCAGAGACUGGAGAACCUAUCCGUGUUCCUAGUGAAAAGACGAGAUGGGACGCGGAUGUUUGUGCACCCUUCCUUUAGAGAAUGGUUGAUAUGGAGGGAGGAGGGCGAGAAGACAAAGUUUUUGUGUGAUCCCAGGAAUGGCCAUACUCUUUUGGCUUUCUGGUUCUCCAGACAAGAAAACAAACUAAACCGACAACAGACAAUUGAAUUGGGCCACCACAUACUUAAAGCACACAUAUUUAAGGGCCUAAGUAAGAAAGUUGGUGUUUCUUCAUCCAUCUUGCAAGGGCUGUGGGUAUCAUACAGUACAGAGAGUUUAUCUACUGCUCUUUCAUCGCUGAGAAACCUUUACACCCCUAACAUAAAGGUGUCGCGGCUACUGAUGUUGGGCGGUGCUAACGUUAACUACCGUACAGAGGUACUGAACAAUGCUCCGGUGCUGUGUGUGCAUGCACAUCUUGGCUAUGUGGAUAUGGUGAACCUGUUGCUGGAGUACGGUGCCAGUGUAGAUUCAGCAUCAGAAAGCGGCCUCACUCCUCUGGGCUACGCGUCUGCGGCAGGACACCUUGGGAUUGUUACUGCUCUCUGCAAAAGAAAAGCAAAGCUCGACCACUUAGACAAAAACGGUCAGUGUGCCCUUGUGCACGCUGCUCUUAGGGGUCACCUGGAGGUGGUGAGGUUCCUCAUUCAGAAUGACUGGAGCAAUGGCGGCCAUCAGACACAACUCCAAACCCCAUCCUCAACGCAAUCCCAGGACACCCCCUCUCCAACACAGCCACAGGACACACCAUCUCCCACCCAGCCGCAGGACACCCCGUCCCCUACACAGGACAUGCCCCAGCAAUCCCAGACCUCUGGCUCAGAGCAGGCAGAACAACAGGAUGAUUCGGUACAGACACCAGAAGAGUCGGAAGAGGUAGCAGAGAUCCAUUCGGAUGAGCGAGAAGAGACUCCGGAAGAGUCAGAACCGCAGACGCAAGCGCAGGCUAAACAACAGACUUCACAACAAGCUGUGACCUUCAACAAGAGUCUGGCAGUACAGCAGGCCCUUAUAGCAGCGGCGAGCAUGGGUUAUACAGAGAUUGUCUCUUAUCUCUUGGACUUGCCUGAGAGUUAUGACGAGGACACUCAACCUGCCCAAAUUAACAGCUUUGAUACCUUAUGGGGUGAAACAGCACUGUCAGCUGCGGCAGGUCGGGGAAAACUGGAUGUGUGUCGACUUUUAUUGGAGCAGGGCUCUGCUGUGGCUCAGCCCAACCGAAGAGGAGUGGUGCCGCUUUUCAGUUCUGUGCGUCAGGGGCACUGGCAGAUUGUGGACCUGUUGGUGAGCCAUGGGGCGGAUGUAAACUUGGCUGAUAAACAAGGACGUACUCCGCUCAUGAUGGCUGCCUCCGAAGGACAUCUGGAUACGGUGGAUUUCCUACUGGCUCAGGAUGCAUCCAUGGAUCUUACGGAUAAAGAGGGACUCACUGCACUCAGCUGGGCAUGUUUGAAAGGACAUCUCUCUGUGGUUCGCUGCUUGGUAGACAGGGGCGCGGCAACAGACCAUGCUGACAAAAACGGACGAACGCCUCUGGAUUUAGCGGCCUUUUAUGGAGACUCAGAAGUGGUUCAGUUCCUGGUGGAUCAGGGUGCAUUAAUUGAACAUGUUGACUACAGUGGGAUGCGACCUUUGGAUCGGGCUGUGGGCUGCAGAAACACAUCAGUGGUGGUCGCCCUCUUAAAGAAAGGAGCUAAAAUCGGCUGCCAGACACUGCCGACUCGGCACAAAAGAGGUCCUGCCACCUGGGCAAUGGCUACAUCCAAACCUGACAUCAUGAUUAUCCUGCUGAGUAAACUUUUAGAAGAGGGAGAUGGCUUCUACAAGAAGGGUAAAGUGAAGGAGGCGGCUCAGCGCUAUCAGUAUGCUUUAAAGAAAUUUCCCCGUGAAGGAUUAAGUGAGGACCUGAAGACCUUUAAGGAGCUCAAAGUGUCUUUGUUCUUGAACCUGUCUCGCUGUCGGAGGAAAAUGAAUGACUUUGGAAUGGCGGAAGAGUUUGCUACUAAGGCCCUGGAACUGAAGCCUAAGUCAUAUGAAGCAUUCUACGCUAGAGCCCGAGCUAAGCGUAGCAGCAGGCAAUUUGCUGAAGCACUAGAAGACCUGAGGGCCGCUAUAAAGCUGUGUCCAAACAGUCGUGAGAUCCAGCGCCUUCUUCAGCGUGUGGAGGAGGAGUACAGGCAAGUUACCCAGCCAGAGGAACCUGAUCUUGAGCCUCCUCCAUCUCCGCCUCCAUCUCCCUUACCAGUUGAGGAAGAUGAGGAGCCCCCUCAUCAUACCCCUCCACCUGAACCAAGACUAGAUGACAUGGAACCUGUCCAAGACUUGUUUGAGGACGAUGAAUUCCUGGAACAAGAGCUAGAAGCUGUGUCUCUUGGCCUUUCCUCUGAUAUUCGCUCAAACACUUCAAGUCUGGCCAUUAUACGUAGCCCACCCCUCUCUCCAGCUCAUCACGACACCGGCUACCUAUCUGGUGGGCAGGCCUUUGAGUUCCACCCGAGCUCCUCGUCCAUGUCAUCCCCUACUCAUCAUAGUUAUCAAUCAACCUCCCCAUGCAUAUCUCCUACUCAUCAAAACUCUCACUAUCGCCAGAGUCCACCCCUCACAAACUCACCCGCCCAUCAGUCCUCCUACCGGUAUAGCCCUCCACCCAUGGGAAGUGGAGGAAACCAGGGAAUGGACUACCAGAGUCCUCCGCCUUCUCCUCUUCGACGCGGCGUUCCGUUUAGGGGUAGCCCUCCAUUGGAGAGUGUGUGUUUAUAUCGUUCCCAGUCUGGCUCUCCAGUCCGCUACCAGCAAGAUCCUCUACCUAGCCGACCUAAAUCACCACUGUUGAAGAUGAGUAGCCAGCGCUCCUUCCAGCUCCAGUCACAGCCUUCCCAGAGCUCCCAGCACAGCCAGCACCAUCAGGCCCAAGGACUUCGUCUUCAGCCCUCUAUGGCACAAAUUGUCCGUACCAACCAACCGAGUAACAACGUGUACAGCCAUUUGGCUCAUCCACUUAGCAGCAGGUACCAGGGUAGUUCCAUGGAUAUCGACCGAGAGAGAGAACGGGAGCCCAGGCUGGUGUACCAACCCUCACUGGAUAGCCGGUCUAUGUCUCAAGUGCAGUCCAGCCUUAGUGUGGGAGGUCUCUGUCAGCAUGGGGGUCGAGGUGGGAUUCUAGAAUCAAACUUAGGGAAAGAAGAACUCCCUCAACGUCCUGCUUCAGCAUACCGUUCCACCACAGGGGGACCCGGAGGCAUGCGCUUCAGCCAGACUCCCCAGAUCAGCCGCAGUCAGUCAGCAGCAUACUACCCCGUGUCCAAACAUGACCUUGAGAGGGCAGUGGCAGCCUCCGCUCUGACUCAGUGCCAGCUGGGCUCUCCUGAGAUCCCCCAUCUUGUGCGUAGGCCUAUCAGUGCAAACACAAGUGACCUAAAGCCGCACGUACCAACCCCCAGACCGCUAAUCCAUUCCCAGAGUGUAAAUCUUCGCUUCUCUCCCUCUAGCAGUAACAUCUCCUCAGGCUCCAGCUGCAAUAUUGGCCCUGGAUUCAGGCCCUCUUCCUCUAUGGCCCAAAUGGAAAUCCCAUUGCAGGCUGCGUACGAUCGAAGCUUCGAUGAGCCAUCGGCCCUCUCUCCCUCUCAGAGCGGGCUCUACUCGGGUGAACCCGCUCGAUCCCGGACCACUCCUUUCAUGGGCGUCAUUGACAAGACCGCAAGGACUCAGCAGCAGUACCUACACCAGCCUUCCCGGGCCUGGCCAGUGUCAUCCCUGGAAUCAGUCAUCACUAGUCCCACGUCGCCCGGAAAUUUAAUCCACCAGGCUUCAACUGCCUCGUCCUAUAGUCCACCCACCUCUCUAGGUAAUAUCGCCUACUACAAUAAGACCAAUAACGCCCAAAAUGGACACAUGCUGGAGGAGGAGUUCUAUGCCCAGCCGCAGCCCUCCUCUCUAGGCAAGCUUGCCAACGGAGGGGCCCGUGAUCGAGACAUCCUCGAGCGAGUGAGCCAGGUGCCCACGUACCAGGAUGUUAAAGUGGCACGGACAAUGCCCGUAGCACAGGCCUACCAGGAGAAUAUGUAUCGCCAGCUUUCCCGUGAUGCCAGACAAGGUCCCACCUCGCCCAUCAAACCAAAGAGACCCUUUGUGGAGUCAAAUGUUUAAUAGGCACCCAGUAGGGUGGGCACAAAAGGUGUUUAUCAAUGAAUGUUUGUGUGAUAAGAUGUAAGGGACUGUGUAAGUGCAGAAUGUUAACAUCAGUAUUUCACGUGAAGAAAGCAGAAAAAUUGCUUACAAAAAAAAAAAACAGUGUUACAAGGUACCUUUGCCUACUUUGGGUAAACUCACUAACCUAGUUUUUUGAAAGCGGGUGGUGGACAGGUUCCAAAAUCCCCGACAGUGCCCUUUUGGAGUAUUAAAAUACAGUAUGUCAACGUAAAAAUCUUCCUUAAAGCUCUGCACAUUUUAGGAAAGCACAUUUCUUGACAUCCCCACACACAGAGUAACAGUUUACCUUGCCAUUGGUUCCAGCACUAAAGUAUAGAGAAAACUGGGAAUCUCAACCACUUACUAUCCUCUUCCUAUCGAAACUAAACUAAAUUGCUCCUGGACAUUACAACGUUGGGUAGUUGUUCAAUACUGUAAAAAGUGAAAAAUAACGUUUCAGUAAAACGAAACUGUAGUUACAGAAGGAAAAAGGAAUAUUUAUAUUUAAGUUAUAUGAUGUAUAGAGAUAUUAAAGCCGUUGCCGUGUGAGUUUUAGUUUGUUUAAUUUUGUAUAUGUUUAUUUUAAAGACUGGAGAUUAUCUUAAUAGUUAUGUUAAAAUUCUGUCUCACAAGCAGAAAUAUUCUUCGUGUUAAAAUUAACAGUUGUAUAGUGGCAAUAAUGUUAAUUUAAGGUUUCUUUGUAAUAAGCUUAAUAUGCUAAUAUUCAAGUAACCCUCAUAUUUUGUUAGCUCAGUUUGUUACCAAACCAAACAUUGGAAUGUAUCAAACUACGGACGCUAAAUAUGUGUGCAUACUACACAACACAACGUUUCAGGGCAGUUUGUGAGAUAGUAAUAGAAUUUAUUCUCUUUUGAGUUUCUUGUUAUAUUGCACAGAGAAACAUUCUAGUAUAUCAAGUGAAAUAUGUUUGUUUCAACUUUUAAAUUGGUAGUUUUGGUUUGCACUGACUGUCUGUGACAUUCUGAAAAAAACAAGAGAGCACUUUAUUUAUGGAUAAGGAUUGUCUGGAAAGUAAAUAUCGAUGAUAAGAUUUUUUGGAUAUGGGAUGGAACAUCCUUACUAACAUAUGUUCAGUGAACACUGGAAAAUAACCUGUGAUUAGUUGUACUACUAGAAAACAAAAUAGCAGUCAUCGUCCUUGGUGCAAUUCUAAUUUUUCAAGCAAAUGAAUGAACAAUAAUAUAAAAGAGCAAAAUUAUGUUUUUAAAAAGAUUUCAAAUGUGUAUAUAACAGCCUUUAUAGAGCGCAGUGUACUUGCUGUAUAUAGCGGCCAAAUGUGUUUAUGCAUACAAAAUCCUGCUCUCCUCAGCAAAAUAAUCGCCAAAUGAAAUGAAAGAGACUUCAAUGAGCCUUGCGUGUCAAACACAGUACAGAGGCAACAAACACACACACGCAAACCAGCUGUUUUGAAAUAGUGUAUUAGCAGUGUAAAAACAUAUUCAGCUAGUUCCUUUUGAAGUUUUCUGCUUCAGAAUGCAAUAUUAUUAACAUGCAGAGCUUAGCUGUGGCUUUGGUCAGGUCUUCUCAAAAAUACAGUAUAUGAACAGACAUCUAGGUAGCCUUCAAUGCAACCAUAUUCACAUUUCUACUGCUGUGUAAACCUGCUAUGAGAGAUUAUCUUCAGUUAUGGGGAGGAAAAGCUAAAGCAUCAACAAUACAGAUCUCUGAAGGUCUUCUAGAGAAGUUUUUAUUUUUGCUGUACAUAAUCUGGCGCAUGAUUUACGCUCCAUUCCCCCAACAAUACAGCAAACAAAACCCAGUUACAUUUGACAAUAAAAUCUCCACCAGACCCGACAUGAAGGGUUGGACCAUUCUUUUUUUAUAUUUCAGUUCAAUUUGAGUUGAUUUUAUUGUACUUGCUUGCUAAGCAGAGUUUCUCGUCUGUAAAUGUGAGCUUUCAGAACGCUGUGACAACGUUUAAUGACUUCAAUAAACCAGAAUGUGUUUUUAUCA